AUGUCUUCUUCCGCUCUACCAACCACGCGCGAAGACUGGAAAGCCGCGAUCGACGCGUUGCCAAAUACUCCGGAGCGCAUCCCGUCUAUCUUCAUCGCACACGGUAGCCCGAUGCUCGUCAUGACGCCCGAAAACGCGCCGCACAUGCCCGCGUCAGUCGUGAACUACAUGGGCGCAAAAGGUCCUCUGGCGACUUUCCUCGGAGAUCUCGGUCCUGCACUGUUGGAAAAGUACAAGCCGAAGGGAAUCGUAGUGUUCAGCGCGCACUGGGAAACGAACGGCGAGCGUCUUGUGACGGACUAUGGCGACAGCAACCCGCUCUUGAUGGACUACUUCGGCUUCGACAAGCAUAUGUACGAGAUCAAGUUUGAGAGUAGGGGAGAUAAGGCGUUGUCGGAGAGGGUUGUGGAGCUCUUCAAGGAGGCAGGUAUGCUGGCGCGUACAACCCCUGCGUCCGAGACGCGCGGGAUGGACGGUCGCGGCUUCCAUGGCCCAGGGUUCGACCAUGGCGUUUUCUUCCCCUUCCGCAUCAUGUUCUCCGAGAACUUCAAGUCGAUUCCCAUCGUGCAAGCAUCCAUCGACGGUUCUCUUACUCCGGAGGGUAACCUUGCUCUCGGACGCGCCGUGGCUAAGCUACGCGAAGAAGGCAUUCUCGUCAUCUCUGGCGGUCUGACGGUCCACAACCUCCGCGAUUUCGGCGCCUUCCAUCCUGAUACUGCCAAUCAGCGGGCGCGUGCUUUCAGCGACGCGGUUACCGAAGCACUACCCAUUCAAGACCCGAAGGAGCGGGAGAAGGCACUUGUCGGCCUUGUCACGCACGCAGGUUUCCGUGCAGCUCACCCUCGAGAGGACCAUUUCGUGCCGCUCUAUGUGGCGGCGGGCGCAGGCGAAGACGGCGGUUCUCGUGUACUGGCUGCAUUAUACGGCUGCCAUAGCGUCGCUUUCGGAGUAUAA
Molecule: messenger RNA, 954 nt
Organism: Peniophora sp. CBMAI 1063
Lineage: Eukaryota; Fungi; Basidiomycota; Agaricomycetes; Russulales; Peniophoraceae
Source: the annotation of a GenBank genome assembly